AUGUCCACUGAGUCCAUGAUGCCAUCCAACCAUCUCGUCGUCUGUCAUCCCCUUCUUCUCCUGCCCUCAAUCUUUCCUAGCAUCAGGGUCUUUUCCAAUGAGUCAGCUCUUCGCAUCAGGUGGCCAAAGUACUGGAGCUUCAGCUUUAGCAUCAGUCCUUCCAAUGAAUAUUUAGGACUGAUUUCCUUUAAUAUUGACUGGUUGGAUCUCCUUGCAGUCCAAGGGACUCUCAAGAGUCUUCUCCAACACCACAGUUCAAAAGCAUUAAUUCUUGGGUGUUCAGCCUUCUAUAUGGUCCAACUCUCACAUCCAUACAUGACUACUGAAAAAACUACUGGGACUUUGUUGGUAAAGUAA
Molecule: messenger RNA, 357 nt
Organism: Rangifer tarandus platyrhynchus (Svalbard reindeer)
Lineage: Eukaryota; Metazoa; Chordata; Mammalia; Artiodactyla; Cervidae
Source: the annotation of a GenBank genome assembly